Molecule: messenger RNA, 1746 nt
Organism: Parnassius mnemosyne (clouded apollo)
Lineage: Eukaryota; Metazoa; Arthropoda; Insecta; Lepidoptera; Papilionidae
Source: the annotation of a GenBank genome assembly
AUGGACCGCAAAAUGGAAGAAAAUAUGUUGAGGUGGCUAGAAGAGGAGUCAGAUCAGGAUGAUUUGAUUGUAAGCGAAGAGGAAGAGGAUUUGAGAGAAGAAGAAAAUAUAAUUCAUUCUCCGCAUGGCACUGACACCGAGCAAGAAGAUGAUGAAAAUGAUGAGAUUUCUGGACAAAACAACAGUGAUUCUGAUGACAGUGUACCGCUUGCAGAUUUCGCCACUUAUAAGUCACGAAAUGAAACAGAAUGGAGGAAACAUCCAUUUCCUGCAACAAGGGUACGUUCUCACAAUAUUAUACAAAAACCUUUAGGACCAAAAGGUACUGCUUGUAAUGCUAGCACACUCCUUCAAUGUUUCGAGUUAUUUUUAGACCCUGAUGUUUUUGAAUCCUUGGUAAAUUGUACAAAUAUAUAUAUAAAUACUAUAAAGACUAAAUACCAAAGAGAACGAGAUGCGAAGCCUACGAAUCUUACUGAAAUGAGAGCGUUUGUUGGGUUACUUAUAGUAAUCGGAGCCAAUAGAUCAGGACGUCAAAAUCUUAGAGACUUUUGGGACAACUCUAAUGGGACCGGCUUUGAACUGGUCUAUCUGACAAUGUCUAUAAAUAGAUUUCGUUUCCUACUACGAUCUUUGCGAUUUGAUGAUAUUCGCGAUCGCCCUCAAAGACAAGAAAUUGAUAAGCUUGCUGCCAUACGGUGCUUUAUUGAGGGUAUGAAAAACCGUUGCUUAGAAUAUUAUACUCCAAGUGAACACAUGACGUUGGAUGAGCAACUCGUAGCAUUUAGAGGUCGAUGUGGUUUUAUUAUGUACCUACCCAACAAACCGGCAAAAUUUGGAAUAAAAAUAUUUAUGGUAGUGGACACAAAAUGCCCGUAUAUUUACAACUUUGAAGUUUAUUGUGGUGAACAACCAGAAGGCCCAUUUCGUGUAUCCAACAAAGUUGCAGACGUCACCAAAAGAUUACUAGAGCCGCUUAUAAAUAUGGGAUGUAAUGUUACGAUGGAUAACUGGUUUACCAGUUAUCCAGUGGCAUUGCAGCUUUUGGAAGAAAGAAUUACUGUUGUCGGCACUCUCAAGAGUAACAAGCCAGAAAUACCCACAAGUUUUAAGACUAGCCAGGGCCGACAAAUAAAUAGUUCUUUGUUUGGGUUUCAGAAAGAAUGCACAUUAGUCAGUUAUGUGCCAAAAAGGAACAAAACAGUUUUAUUAUUGUCAACAAUGCACCAUGACGAAGCAAUAGAUGCUACUACCGGCGACGCAAAAAAGCCUGAAAUCAUAACUUUUUAUAACCACACAAAGUGUGGGGUGGAUAUUGUGGACAGGAUGUGUCGUCAAUAUGACGUAUCUAGAAAUAGUAGGCGUUGGCCUCUUACAUUAUUUUUCAAUUUUUUAAAUAUUGCCGCUAUAAAUGGCCUAGUUAUUCAUCAGUUGAAUAAUUCAAACGAAAACAUCAUCAGACGCAUUUUUCUUCAGACUUUGGGGUUUGAGCUUGUGAAACCAUUAAUUUUAGAACGAAUUUAUCAGGAUAAUGUUCCAGGAAGCAUUAAAACAAGAGCCAAACUAUUGUUGAACAUUUCAGAAGCUCCUCAACAAGGAAAUAUAGUAAUUCGUGGUGGGGUUGCACGCUGUGCGUUUUGUAGCAGAAUUCGCGAUCGCAGCACCAGGAAAACUUGCUCAAAAUGCUACAGGCGUAUAUGUACUGAUCACCAAAUUUUAAUUUGUCCUUCGUGUAACGAAAACUGA